ACCAAGGUCAAAUGAGGGCAUGAAACUCAUAUUUUCGACGUUUUCUGGCGUCUUGUUGGGUUACCUGUUUGCGAUCUCCUUCCCUGCAGUUAACCUAACCAACUUUGAUCUCCCUUCCUCUGUUAUAUCCUACAUUGAGGGUCGAAGUGCUGUCAUCACAACCCAAACAAUGUGGAACCAUGCAUUGACAUCUGCAAAUAGUCUUAAGGAAAGUUCUGACUCAAAAUAUGACGAAAUUCCCAAGAUUUAUGUUUCUACAAACCCAAAAGGUGCUGAAAGACUUCCACCAGGCAUUGUUGUGCCUGAAACAGAUCUUUAUCCCCGAAGAUCAUGGGGUGACACACGUCAGGAUCUUACUAGCCAGCCGAGGUACCUUGUUACCUUCACAGUUGGCAUCGCACAAAAAGCAAAUAUUGACGCAGCAGUAAAGAAGUUUUCAGAUAACUUCACCAUUAUGCUAUUCCAUUAUGAUGGUCGCACUACCGAAUGGGAUGAAUUUGAAUGGUCCAGAAGAGCCAUCCAUGUUAGUGCUGGGAAACAGACUAAAUGGUGGUUCGCAAAACGGUUUCUUCACCCAGAUGUUGUCUCCAGUUAUGAGUACAUAUUUAUCUGGGACGAGGAUCUUGGUGUCGAGCAUUUCAAUGCCGAGGCGUACAUUGAGCUUGUCAGGAAACACGGUUUGGAAAUUUCCCAGCCUGGCUUGGAAUCUGACAAAGAACCAGCAUGGCGUAUGACCAAACGACAAAGUGAUCAAGAAGUUCACAAAGAAACAGAGGAGAGACCAGGCUGGUGCACUGAUCCCCAUCUACCGCCAUGCGCAGCAUUUGUCGAAAUCAUGGCGACCGUGUUUUCUAAAAAUGCAUGGCGCUGUGUAUGGUACAUGAUUCAGAAUGACUUGGUCCAUGGGUGGGGUAUGGACCUUGCCCUUAGGAGGUGCGUGGAGACUGCUCAUGAGAAGAUUGGAGUUGUUGAUGCUCAAUGGGUUGUUCAUCAAGCCAUCCCCUCGCUUGUUGACAGGGAGAGGCAGUAAAUGGACGAGCACCAUGGAAAGGGGUAAAUGCGCGCUGCAAUUUGGAGUGGCAGUUGUUCCGCACCAGAUUGGCUGAUGCGGAGAAGGCGUAUUACCUGGAGAAAGGGAUCACACCUCCAAAUUCGACAAGGUGAAA
Molecule: messenger RNA, 1166 nt
Organism: Panicum virgatum (switchgrass)
Lineage: Eukaryota; Viridiplantae; Streptophyta; Magnoliopsida; Poales; Poaceae
Exons: 13
Coding region: 20-1030 (336 amino acids)
Source: RefSeq, a predicted model, not a curated record